Messenger RNA from Elephantulus edwardii (Cape elephant shrew), 615 nucleotides. Its product is annotated as anaphase-promoting complex subunit cdh1-like. The transcript has 3 exons. The annotation marks the transcript as partial. Lineage: Eukaryota; Metazoa; Chordata; Mammalia; Macroscelidea; Macroscelididae. The record is from RefSeq and is a predicted model, not a curated record.
AUGUCAGCCGUCACCUCCACGCAUCCGGCCUCCACAGAGCGCACAUCUACUCUGACUAGCACGUCCUCUCCUACGACUCCUGACUACAGAAACAACUACCACUGCCAGCCCUUCACCCACCAGUACUACUGGUAUGGUCAACACGACUGGCAUCACUCCCACACGCACUCCCACCACCUUGAGUACCCUCACAGGUACGAGUCCACCGAUGUCUACUCUUACUCUCACGACACCCAUUCUCUCUUCAACAUCAGCCAGCACCACAAGUACCGCUGCCACUACAGAGAUCACCUCCACACCCGCAACAACCACAACCACAAUGCAGACCACCACUGCAGCCACCUCUUCCUCUACGUCUACUGCCACAAUGCCAGCACCACGAAUUUGGUGACAUCUAUUGCAACCUCCAGACCAACUUCUACAAUCACUCCUACCACCACGAAUGCCACGCCAUAUGCCACUACAAGACAUACGUCCACACACCAAGGGACUUCAACACCCACUCCUACACGCACCGUCCCUUCCUCUACAAGAACCACUGCCACGACCAGCAGCAGCUCAACAGCCUCCAUGCCUGCUAUCACAUCCUCUUCACUCAGCACAACUUCAGAAACA